Molecule: messenger RNA, 420 nt
Organism: Clarias gariepinus (North African catfish)
Lineage: Eukaryota; Metazoa; Chordata; Actinopteri; Siluriformes; Clariidae
Gene: grifin
Product: galectin-related inter-fiber protein
Exons: 4
Coding region: 1-420 (139 amino acids)
Molecular function (GO): carbohydrate binding
Source: RefSeq, a predicted model, not a curated record
AUGGCAUUACGGUUUGAAGCCUCGUGUCCUGACGGCGUGUGUCCAGGAUGGAGCGUCAUCCUAAAGGGAGAGUCUUGGCCAGGUGCCAAUAAGUUUGAGAUCAAUUUCCUCUGUGAUCAGGACGACAGAAUAGCGUUUCAUUUCAACCCGCGCUUUAUUGAAUCAGACAUCGUCUGUAACUCCUUUCUCAAAAACCACUGGGGGCAGGAGGAGCGAUGUUCCCACUUCCCGUUUAUCAGCGAUGAGUCGUUUCAGAUCGAAAUUGACUCAGACGACGACAACUUCCACGUUUAUGUUGAUAACACAAAGGUCCUGCAGUACAAGCAUCGCGUCAAGGAUCUGAAAACCAUCACUAAAGUCCAAGUGGUGAAUGACAUCAACAUCUCCUCAGUGGAGAUCACCAAGAAACAUUUCUACUAA